GAUAAAUAGCAACUUCGAAAAUAAACGUAGAAGAUAUUAGACUAUUGAUAGUGGAUAUGGAUCAAACCUUUACAAGCCCAAACGAAGUGAAGACGUAAAGUAGUAAAAUAAAUUAUUGAAGGCUACAUUUUGUUUACGGAACAUAAAAGCCCAAAUGCAAUUCAGGAUGAAGCUUUGAAUUGAACAUAACUCGAUUCGAUCCGACUCAUGGAAAAACAAAAUGGUGAAACUUCCCUCCGGCAAAUCCAUCCCUAUCGUCCUUCGUCGACGAUUUUCAACUGUACCUCCCGCCGAUUACGCCGGGAACCGGAAAAAUCUAAUCCCAAUCCCCCACCGAUCGAUCCCGGAAGCCAGAGGGCAGGACCUGGACUUCGUCAACGUUGCCCACAGCCACAUAAUCCACUCCGACUGGGGAAAGCUCGAGCUUUCACCACCCGCCCAUUUCACUCCCUUUCGAAUCACCCACGUCCUCCUCAAAAUCCAGCGAGACCACGUCCUCUCCCUCGAGUUCUUCGACUGGGUUAAAACCCACAGCCCGGAUUCCCUCACUGUCGAAACCCACUCCAUCAUUCUCCACAUCUUGACAAAGAAUCGCAAAUUCAAGUCCGCGGAAUCAAUCUUGAAGGAUGGACUGGGAAUCAGGUCAUCCGCACACUCUGCCGACAAGCUGUUCGAUGUAUUGCUCCACUCGUACAGGGUCUGCGAUUCUUCACCCCGAGUGUUCGACUCGCUGUUCAGCGUUUAUGCGCGGUCGAAGAAGUUCAGACCGGAUAUCGCAUUGGGGUUCUAUGGCGAGAUGAGGAGGUGUAGGAUAACGCCGAAUGUGUACACUUUGAACAUGGUUAUGGCUGCUUUCUGCAAAGGUGGAAAGAUCGAGAAGGCAGUUGAGCUCUUCAGCGACAUGGAGAAUGGCCGAGUAGUGGCGCCUAAUAUCGCCUCUUACAAUGUUCUGAUUGCAGGGUAUUGCAGGAAGGGGCUUCUGAGCUCGGCGAUGAAGCUGAGAACCUCGAUGGGUAAGAAUGGGAUGGAGCCAAACGUGGUUACUUUCAACACUUUGAUCAAUGGGUUUGCGAAGGAAGGGAAGCUGCAGGAAGCGAGUAGAGUAUUUAGUGAAAUGAAGCUCAGCAAUGUCGUUCCUAAUAUCGUGACUUUCAACACUUUGAUCAAUGGAUUCAGCCAAGUGGGGAACUCUGAGAUGAAUGAUAUGCUUUAUCAGGAGAUGGUGAGAGCUGGCAUUAAGCCUGAUAUACUGACUUACAAUGCAAUGAUUUCGGGUUUGUGCAGAGAGGCUAAGACCAAGAAAGCUGCGUAUUUAGUGAAGGAACUUGACAAGGAGAGAUUGGUGCCAAAUUCUUCUACGUUUUCUGCACUUAUUACAGGGCAGUGUGCAAGGGACAACCCGGAUCGUGCUUUUCAGCUAUAUAGGUCUAUGGUAAGGAGCGGGUGUCAUCCAAACCAGCAGACAUUUGAUACGUUGAUUGCUGGCUUUUGUAAGAUCAAGGAAUUUGACGGAGCAGGCAAAGUCUUGUUAGAGAUGUUUGACAGGUGUUUGACUCCCACUUUAGACAUCGUAAUGGACAUUUACAAUGGACUUCAACAGUGUGGAAUGGAUCGUUUGGCGAUGAAGCUAUGGAAUGAGAUGGAAGCUAGGAAGUGCAGAGACAAGAUUGAGAGGGUCACAUAGUCAAUGCAAUCGACUAUAAUUGAUCAGUAGAAGCUAAAUGUAGGGCAAAAGCGUAAGUGUAGCCAUUUAUAUCGAUCAUAAAUUAUUUAGCUACAAUGAGUAUCAGCAUCUUGUUUAUCGCAUGAUUUCUGAGCAGCUGCUUCAAUAGAAAUUGCUCAACCCUAAUUUUAUUAUAUCCUCCAAAUAAUGAGAAAAGGCAACCUCAUUGUUUAAGGGGAGGGUUGGUUUCCUAGUUGGAUUUGAGUCAUCCCAACCUUGAUGGAUUUGAUUUAAACCUGUUGUUUGCUGGAUGUCAAAUCAAUGGUUGACAAAUCCUACCGUUUCGGCCGAUAACAUCUAAAUUAGUGUUAUUUACAAUUCAUAUUAAGGUUGUUUCGAGUUAACUUAUGUGCAUAAUUGUUUGAAAAGUGUCAAUUGCACCAUAUUUUUUCUAUUUGAUUUCAGUGUGAUUUUAGGGUGCUUUAGACAAUACAUGUGAAUUAGGUACAAAAAGGACACAAAUGUAGCUAAAAGCAAGAAGAUUGAAUAUAGCGUACUGGAGAUGGAGAUCACGGCCGAUAUAUAGCCUGCGAACUCAAGGUGAAGAUCGCGGCCUGGAAGCCCAAGAUCGCGGUCGCGAAUUUGAAGGCUCAGGGCGCGAACUUUGUGAAGAAGCAGUCGAGGAGAAACAAAAACUUUCCCCAAUCAGAACACGGCCAUAGUGUAAAUUGACCGCGAGGAAGUUCGUGAUCGCGACUCGUGAAUUGCGACCGUGAAGUCAGCUCGCAAACUCCUCGUCCCCGAAGGCCAAACCACGAAAGCCCAUGGAAAAGAGCUCACUCACCAUAUUCGAUAAACCCUAAGUUUCUAGACGUUGCAUAGUUUCCCUAGGCUAGGGUAAGGGAUAGUCCCUGAAUUACAUGCUUUUAUCUUUAUUUGAUCCCUAGACUAGUUAGUUCGCUCAUAUCCUCCACACAUUCGGGAAGAAGGAAUGUGCGUCGAGAAAGAGGAAGAUCUUGUUCAUUCCUACAUGGAGCCACAUUUCAAAGAAAAAGGAAAGGCGGUUCCAAGUGCAUUUGGUGUCCAACUUGACCUACGCUCUCUUAAAAAAGGACCCCUUUGGGACUCUUUGCCAAACCGAGGCCACACGGUCAAAUAUCCCUCUUGGUGGAUUUAAUGAGGGUCAACCAAGAUUAUGUUACAUGGUGUUGGGCAAGGAGAAGAGUAGAGAAAAGAAGAAGAGGUCUCGUGGGUGGAGACUAAAGCCUUGCCAAGUCCAAUGGUCGACUACUUCAUUUGGGACAUCCAAAACUCGGGACUUGAGGCAUCGACUCACCGACGAUAACCUCAACUAUAAGGAGGUUCUAAGUUGGACUGAGAACUUGAAGACGAUGGUCCGGUGAAAUGAUCUAAAGGACAUGCUAAUUGGGAGACAACCCAACAACUCGGUUUGCGUAUAUUUUCCUUUUUCUUUUUGAAUAAUUGCUUGAGUAGACA
Linum trigynum is the source of this 3160-nucleotide messenger RNA. Lineage: Eukaryota; Viridiplantae; Streptophyta; Magnoliopsida; Malpighiales; Linaceae. The record is from the annotation of a GenBank genome assembly.